AUGACGAGCAUUACCAAGAACUUGCCUUUCUUUAUUCGAGAACCCGCAGUCGCUAUUAUUGGCCAAAAAUGUUACACCACUCUGAUUGAAAACCUCGAGCUUGGUGACGUUGACUGUCUUAAGUAUGCCAUAUCAAAAGGGCUCGGUAUUGGAAUCGUAGCUGGAGGAGCUGUAAUGAAGGUUCCCCAGUUAUUACUCAUCACAAGAGCCCGUUCGGCACGAGGUCUCAAUCUCACUUCGUAUAUUCUUGAAACUCUUGCAUACGCGAUAAAUCUCGCUUAUAGUGCUCGGAAUGCAUUCCCAUUUAGCACCUAUGGAGAGAACCUCUUCCUCACAAUCCAGAAUGUGGCGAUAACUUACCUGAUACUUCAGUAUCCCACUCCCACUCUGACCUCUGCAACAACUGCUCGUAAUCCACACGCGCACCUCUUACCUUUCACUGCAGCAACCCUGUUGGUUGGAUUGGUUCUCUUGUUCUCCCCAGCCAAAAUGCUAGCUAUCCUUCAGGUUUCAACUCUCCCAAUCGCCUUGUUCUCCAAGCUCCCUCAGAUCGCACAAAACCAAAAAGCACGGAGCACUGGGCAACUCUCUGCGGUGGCUGUUGGAGCUCAAACACUUGGUUGCUUGGCCCGUCUUUUCACGACCGCGACCGAAGUCGAUGACAUACUCGUUGCUGGGAGUUUUGUGUUGGCGCUUCUGCUCAAUCUCGUAGUGGCAGCACAGAUGGUGUUAUUUGGGGACAAGGCGUUGGCUCUGAGAAGGCACGAGUAG
Messenger RNA from Rhizoctonia solani, 771 nucleotides. RefSeq names its product mannose-P-dolichol utilization defect 1 protein. The transcript has 3 exons. NCBI's taxonomy places the organism in Eukaryota, Fungi, Basidiomycota, Agaricomycetes, Cantharellales, Ceratobasidiaceae. The record is from RefSeq and is a predicted model, not a curated record. Bases 1 to 771 code for a protein of 256 amino acids.